GAUUUAGUGGGAGGAAUUAAGUAAUCUUUGAGGGUAGAAAGCUGUAGACGGACGAACCCGAAACCCUGCAUAUAGAACGUUUCAGUCACGAAUCCGGAGAACAAAUGGCACCUAGACUCCCUCCUCCACCACAGCCAAAUGAACCUGAUGCGCCCAACAACACUAGGUUGUUGGAAACGGUGAUAGAUAGGUUACAACAGCAGAACACUACAUUGAUGGCACAGAACGCUACCCUACUGCAGCAGAAUGAGAAUGCUUUGCAGAGUUUGGAGGCCUCUCGCGCCAACUCUGAAGCAACACAGAGGCAAUUGAUGGAGAUCCUUGCCGCUACCAAGGGCACACCAGGAGCGUCCUCUUCCAACGCUACCCAUCAGGCUGAGUGGAGCUUGGAAAGCUUCCUUCAACAUCACCCAGCUAAAUUCAGUGGAAAGUGCCUCCUUGACAAGGCAGAUCAGUGGUUGCGGGAUAUGGAGAGAAUCUACAACGCCAAGAGAUGCCCGAACGAGAACAGGUUGGCGUUCACAAAAUAUCUACUGACCGGGGAAGCAGGCCACUGGUGGGCGAGCAUGAGAGCUAUCUUAACGGACGCCCAAAAUCCCAUCACAUGGGAAGUAUUCCGGAGCAAAUUUUAUGAAGAAUACUUCCCUGACAGCGUCCGUUUUGCAAAGGAGGUGGAAUUCCUUCAGCUGGUACAAGGCGGAAUGUCUGUCUCGGAAUACACCAACAAGUUCAAGCAUCUAGUCCGUUUCAAUACGAUGGCCACCAAUGAGGAGUGGCAGUGUAGGAAGUUUGAGAACGGACUGAGAAGUGAUCUGAAGGUCUUGAUUUCCAGUUUAUGUAUCCGAACGUUUCCUGCUAUGGUGGAGAGAGCCAAAGUACUGGAGAAGAAUAUGAAAGAAGUAGAACGGCAGAAGAAACAACAACAGGUGGUUAGGGGGCCGACCGUGACCAGAAAUAAUGCUAAUCUGAGAAGGUCUCCUUACGUUCGUCCAGCUCGGUCUCAUAAUGGAUCGCAAGCAGUGGUUGCCGUCGGACAAUCUGGGCAAGGAAACGUGACUUGUUUCCAGUGUGGAGGACCACACUAUCGAUCAUCAUGUCCUCAACUGGUGGGACGAAAACACUGCACUCGUUGCGGAAGGAAUGGGCACUUAGAGAAUGAGUGCAACAUGGGUGGACGUGCUGUGAUGAGGCCACCAAAUGCUGGGAGGAAUCAGUCGAGAGGUGGUGGCAGAGCCCAAGCUGUUGGACGUGUAUAUGCUCUGACUGGUACGGAGGCAGCAAGCUCAGGUAAUCUCAUUCGGUGAUUGCUUGCUGUUUGGUAAACAUUGUUGUGUGCUGUAUGAUUCGGGGGCGACCCACUCCUUCAUCUCGAAGGCGUGUGUUGAAAAAUUGGGUUUAGAAGUGAGAGAGAUGCAGUUCGACCUGGUGGUGUCAACCCCAGCGGCUGGCAAGGUUAGGACGUCCACUAUGUGCGCCAGGUGUUCUAUAGAAGUGGAAGGGCGUAAGUUUAAAGUCAAUCUCAUCUGCUUACCUCUUCAAGGUUUGGAGGUGAUUUUAGGAAUGGAUUGGCUGACUACCAAUCGCAUUCUCAUAGACUGUGGCGCUAAGAGAUUGGUCUUUCCCGAAGAAGAUGAAGAAGAAUUUUCUGUGACGCUCGGUCAGUUGAAGGAAGACAUCAUGGAGGGUGCCAGCUGUUUCCUGAUUAUGACGCAUGAAGAUCAGGAGUUCGGAAGUUGGAUACAAGAACGAUCGUCCACUAGUAACAGUAAUGGACGAUCGGUUGUGGAUGAGUUUCCGAACGUCUUUCCGAAAGAAAUACCUGGACUUCCCCCUCCUCGCGAAGUUGAAUUCACCAUUGAUUUGGUGACGACCGCAACACCUAUCUCUGUUCAACCGUAUAGGAUGUCGCCAGCUGAAUUGGUUGAACUCAA
Molecule: messenger RNA, 1931 nt
Organism: Vigna angularis (adzuki bean)
Lineage: Eukaryota; Viridiplantae; Streptophyta; Magnoliopsida; Fabales; Fabaceae
Exons: 2
Coding region: 105-1304 (399 amino acids)
Molecular function (GO): nucleic acid binding; zinc ion binding
Source: RefSeq, a predicted model, not a curated record